This is a messenger RNA of Arabidopsis arenosa, 1587 nucleotides long. NCBI's taxonomy places the organism in Eukaryota, Viridiplantae, Streptophyta, Magnoliopsida, Brassicales, Brassicaceae. The record is from the annotation of a GenBank genome assembly.
UUGUAUUACAAUGCAGAGUUCAAGAAACAAGGGAAUCGAAACAUGAAAGCUCAAGAAAUACAUCAACCGCAGAUAAACGGUGAAUGGCAUGAACACGCCGUUAAAGACCCAGAAGAAAUAGCAGCACUGGUCGAUAUGAGCAUACGUAACAGUACGUAUCGUAGAAAGCUAGGGUUCUUCUCCUCUUGCGAAACUGGAAACCCAAUCGAUGAUUGUUGGCGAUGCGAUAAAAAAUGGCAUCGCCGGAGAAAACGAUUAGCGGGUUGCGCGAUUGGUUUCGGACGUAACGCAGUUGGAGGCCGUGAUGGACGUUACUACAUUGUUACUGAUCCAUCUGAUCAUGAUCCGGUUAAACCAAAACCUGGUACACUCCGGUACGCUGUGAUACAAGACGAACCGCUAUGGAUCGUCUUUAAACGUGACAUGGUCAUUACUUUAAGCCAAGAACUAAUCAUGAAUAGCUUCAAAACGAUUGAUGGUCGUGGCGUGAACGUACAUAUAGCUGGUGGUGCAUGUAUCACGAUUCAGUACGUUACGAAUAUUAUCAUCCAUGGGAUUAAUAUUCACGAUUGUAAGCGAACCGGUAACGCUAUGGUUCGGAGUUCGGAGAGUCAUUAUGGUUGGAGAACUAUGGCUGAUGGUGAUGGGAUUUCGAUUUUUGGAUCGAGUCAUAUUUGGAUUGAUCAUAAUUCUCUUUCGAAUUGUGCUGAUGGAUUGAUAGAUGCAAUUAUGGGAUCUACUGCUAUUACCAUCUCUAAUAAUUAUCUCACUCACCACAAUGAGGCUAUUUUGUUGGGGCAUACCGAUUCAUACACCAGAGACAAAAUGAUGCAAGUAACCAUUGCAUACAACCAUUUUGGAGAGGGUCUUGUACAGAGAAUGCCAAGGUGCAGGCAUGGAUACUUCCAUGUUGUAAACAACGAUUACACUCACUGGGAAAUGUAUGCAAUUGGUGGAAGUGCUAACCCUACCAUUAAUAGCCAAGGAAACCGGUUCCUUGCCCCGGGAAACCGUUUCGCGAAGGAGGUGACGAAACGGGUAGGUGCAGGGGAAGGAGAAUGGAACAAUUGGAAUUGGAGAUCCCAAGGAGACUUAAUGCUCAAUGGUGCCUACUUUACUUCAUCUGGAGCUGGAGCUUCUGCAAAUUACGCCAGAGCCUCUAGUUUGGCUGCUAAAUCAUCUUCCCUUGUGGGUAUGCUUACCUCUAGCUCUGGUGCUUUGAAAUGCAGGAUCGCCGGUAUGUUCUCUUCCUACUGCCUAACCGAAGGCACGGGAGCACAACAUCCCAUUGCUAGCUUCAAUGCAUGAACUAAAUCGUUUUCCAUAGUAGGACUCUUUAUUCCCUUUAGAACCUCCAAAUCGAAUAUCUCUGUUGUCGUCUCCUCUAAAACCGCAAUUUCAACCAAUGAAAGCAAAUCCACAAACUCGUUCUCUCCGCUUUUUCCUGGUUUCUUCCCCAUUAAUAUCUACAAGAGAAGGAUUCCAAACGCAUAGACAGCAGUUCUUGGAUUGCAUUUCUUCAUCUUGUGGAGUUGAGGAGUUCUGUUGCUUUGUAGCCAUCAGAUUUCGCCUAUGACAUGACCUCAU